CAUUAAUCUAGAAACCCUUGUCAUCAUUUGUUGAUUGUCCAUUUUGCAGUUUUACAACAACAUUAAUGGCGGAAAUCGACAAAUACAUUUUAUUUGAAGCGCUGUUACUGCUUUUCUCACAUUCAGUUGGAUGUGUCGACAAUGUCCAAAUGACCUUUGUAGAUAUUUUGGUCAUUCAUUCCGGUUUUUUAAACUCCUCCUUCGGACUUAUUAACACGGUUCAGUCCGGCGUUCACAAGGCUAAUGCCGUCUUGCAGCAUGCCAAUGUGGAGUUCACGCCAUAUUUUAUUCCCAACAUCUCCAAAUGGGAUUACGACACUAGUCUGUCCGACAACAUAGAACAUUUAUUAGCUAAAGAGUACUACGAAAGUUUAAAUUUCUCCCAUAAAACUAUCGUCAUCUCUCUGAACUGCACCGACGAUCUGCGGAUUGGGAAUAUGACAAAGUUCUGGGAUAUUCUUUAUGUAACCACCGGAAGGCAGUGCAAGCAGUAUCCGGCUGCUCAUGAAGUGUAUCUCGGUAUGCAGUCUACGGAGAACUACGCGCAAAUCCUGUUGGACGUUUUACGUCUGUAUCGCUGGUACAAUGUGUUCUUCUUCGUCGAUAACGCGUUGGACAUUUUCUUGGAGCUGUACGCUGCCGCCCGUGCAGCAAUCAGCCAGUUCGACGAUAUGGAUACCUCAGUGCAGUUUUUCACUGGGCAGGAUUUAAAUGCUUCUAUGACGCAAGAUCUCCUUUACACAUUCAAAGAGCAAUCUCGAAUUCUGAUUGUCAUUUCUCCGGGACUGAUAUUGCGGAGCGUCCUGAUUGAAGCGGCUCAUUUGGGAAUGACCAAUGGACAAUUCAUGUACAUUGGUAUGGAGAGAUGGCUUCACGGGGAAAAAGACUUCCACUGGGAACAAGGAGAUAGCUUUGACGCAAUCGCGCGUUCUGCUUUCCAAUCGCUCCUGAUCAUUUCUUCUAUACUGAACAAAGGUCUCAACUUGCAUCAAUUAAUGGAGAUGAGGGCGAUGGCGACAGCGACCGCUGUUCAGGCCAUCGCUCAGGUCUUGAACGAUCUACCACAUUCAUUACUUGAUACCGGAAGCCAGUUAUCGACCCAUUUUGCCCACAAGACCUUUUCCGGUAUUGCGGAUCAUUUGGUAUAUGUAUCACAGCAGCGUUUGCGGGUGACCAACAUGACGAAUGCAUUAGUCUGGAAUGUGCGCACUGGCACUUUUACCAACAUCCAUCAGAUUUGCUGGCCUAAUGGUGUUGGACCGCCAGAGAAUGUUCCGCGCUGUGGAUACCGUGGCGACGAAGCACCAUGUCAAAUGUUUUCACUCCACUACCAAGGACUAUUCGCCGGUGUUGUCGGCACGUUAUACCUGUGCGGAGUGGGCUAUGUCCUGGCGACUAUGCGGAUCAGAUCGCAUAACACACGCGAUGACCGCUGGUGGGACAUUAAGAUGAGCCUAAUCACACGGGUCGCCCAAGCGCAUCAUAACGUGUCCACGCGAAAUCUCCUGACAGGGAUGGCGUCGGAUAAAGAUCGCACCGCGGCAGCUAUCGCGGGCGACAAGUUUGUUGGGCAGGCAUUAUUGCACAACGAGAAUGUUUGGAUCAAGUUUAUCUACUUCAACCCGAUGAAUGUAUCAGCCUCGGCUAACCUGAUCGUAACAGCAGCGACACGAACACUUCUCCAAAACCUUGGUAACUGUCUGCACAUCAAUGUGUGCAAAUUCUACGGUCUUUUUACGAUUUCCACGGGAUAUUCUCAACGUGUUUACGCGGUUGAUGAGUACUGCGAACGGGGAAAUCUGCACGGAUUGCUGGAGAUCCGUAAUUUGGACUGGUCGUUUCGCUCGUCGCUCAUGGUUGAUCUGCUCGAAGGCAUGGCGUAUAUACAUUCCAAACCAAUUGGCUACCAUGGACACCUCAACGAGUUUAAAUGCCUUAUCAAUCGACGUUUCAUGCUGAAGAUCGGCGAAACCGGGCUGGACCGGAUCAAGCGCCAGUUACUCGCCAACUCGUACACGGGAACGGCUGAUAUGCCGCCGAACAAACUGUAUUGGACGGCACCAGAACUGCUGCGCAAUGCGGCACAACCCAACCAAGCGACGGACGUGUACUCAGUAGGCAUACUUUUGUAUCAGAUGCUGGUGUGGACCGAGCCCUACGACGAACAAACGGAGCAAUAUACUAAUUACAUAAUAUAA
This is a messenger RNA of Paramacrobiotus metropolitanus, 2198 nucleotides long. RefSeq names its product atrial natriuretic peptide receptor 1-like. The coding region runs from base 66 to 2198 and encodes 710 amino acids. The record is from RefSeq and is a predicted model, not a curated record. Lineage: Eukaryota; Metazoa; Tardigrada; Eutardigrada; Parachela; Macrobiotidae. The transcript is spliced from 14 exons. Gene Ontology annotation, molecular function: protein kinase activity; ATP binding; peptide receptor activity. Gene Ontology annotation, biological process: cGMP biosynthetic process; protein phosphorylation; receptor guanylyl cyclase signaling pathway.